Messenger RNA from Thermothelomyces thermophilus ATCC 42464, 1449 nucleotides. RefSeq lists its product as uncharacterized. The record is from RefSeq and is a predicted model, not a curated record. NCBI's taxonomy places the organism in Eukaryota, Fungi, Ascomycota, Sordariomycetes, Sordariales, Chaetomiaceae. The transcript is spliced from 2 exons. Bases 477 to 1376 code for a protein of 299 amino acids.
UGAGGGACCGCGAGGGUCCCGGGUUAAAAACGAGAUGCCUGGCCAAAGCUCCGAAUUUAAGGUUUGCCUGUCGGGGCCGCUUCCCUUCCUUGCGUUCAACGACCGUCAUUGAGCAGCGAGGUGGACGGGUGGCCUGGGGCCGACUACUCAUUAGAACUGGCUCGGGUUCGGCAUGCCGAACAGCUUCCCGGUUUCCCUUGCACCCGGUCUCCACCAUUCCGGCAUCAUCACUACAGUACCUAGAUUUAAUGUAUUAGGCCCUCUCCUCAGAACCGGAAACCCAAGGUCCUGACAUCACAAACCUACCCUCUUUUCGAGUUCGUUGCCUUCUGCCUUUUUCAUGGCAUUAUCAUCGAUUCGACGCCAGACGAGAGAGCAUUCAACACACACAUACACAUAGACGCACGAGAUAGACUGCCGCCACCAUGAUACCGCCAUCCCGUCUCCGCCGGGGGCCAACCCGUUGGCACUUCGACAUGGACAAGUAUCUCAACCCCUUGCUCCCGCCCUCCUGCCUGCCCUACCUGCCCGCCCCGGUCGCCCACUUCCUCGGGUACCGCACCCGCCCGCCACGGCCGUUGGGCAACCUAGCCAUGAUCUUCUGGGCCGUCGUCGGCGUCUUUGCCAGCCUGGCCAUCAUCGGCGCCGUGGACCAGGCGAUACCGGCUUUUCAGGCCCGGGGUGCGCCCAUCAUCAUCGGCAGUUAUGGCGCCGCAGCAGUCCUCGAUUUCUACGCCAUCGAGUCCCCGCUGGCCCAACCCCGCAACGCCGUCCUAGGCCAGAUGGUCUCGGCUCUCACCGGCGUGGCCGUCUGCAAGCUGUUCGCCCUGUCGCCGCACUUUGAGGCCGUCCGCUGGUUGGGGGGUUCGCUGGCCUGCGCCUGCGCCACUGCCCUCAUGGCCCUGACCGGCACCGUACACCCUCCAGCUGGCGCCACCGCCCUGAUGGCGGUCCUGGACCCGAACGUAGCCGGCUUGGGCUGGUUCUUGUUCGUGCCCUUGAUGCUCGGCUGCGCGCUGAUGCUCGUGGUCGCCCUGCUUGUGAACAAUAUUCAGCGGCGGUUUCCGUACUACUGGUGGACUCCCGGGGAGACGGGCACGUUCUGGCACCGGCGGGAAGAACCGGGGGCGGAGAAGGAGAAGGAGGCCGAAGAGGAGAGGGAGGCGAGUCCGGAGCGGCAGAGGCAGCGUGGCGAGGAGUCGAGCGGGAGCAGCAGCUCCGGGGACCUGACCCAAACCGUGUCCCGGAUCGUGACGGUCCUGAGCGGGAAGGAGGGAGAGAUCGUCAUUAAACGGGGGCGCGUGAUGAUCCCAGACGGGCUAGAUCUUAGACAAGAGGAGAUUUUGUCGUUAGAGACGCUAAGCGAGCGGCUGUGAUAAUUAGACAGGGCUCGGGACAUGGAUAGGCAUCGAUAGAGGCUAAAAUAAUGAUUAAUUAUGAUAUUAUGGC